Sinocyclocheilus grahami is the source of this 7053-nucleotide messenger RNA. Its product is annotated as dedicator of cytokinesis protein 9-like. The coding region runs from base 300 to 6296 and encodes 1998 amino acids. The transcript is spliced from 52 exons. Gene Ontology annotation, biological process: small GTPase-mediated signal transduction; positive regulation of GTPase activity. Gene Ontology annotation, molecular function: guanyl-nucleotide exchange factor activity. NCBI's taxonomy places the organism in Eukaryota, Metazoa, Chordata, Actinopteri, Cypriniformes, Cyprinidae. The record is from RefSeq and is a predicted model, not a curated record.
CUGGACAGGGGAGGGAGUAGAGACGCGACGGAAUUAAACCUCCCACAAACACACUGACAUGAGACCAUGACAGCACGGGAAAGCGUUUCGUUUAGACCGCCAACACCUUCUGGAGACUUUAAAGCACUGGAAACAUGGACUAACGCAUCCAUCGCGUUCAUCUGAACAUGAGAGUUAAGGAUUUUUAUAUCACAGGCGCUCGCAAAGGUAGUCGGGACAGCGGAGAAAACAGACUUUGAAUGUUUUUAAUUGAUUUAUUUACACGUCUGCUGGAAAUUAAUGAAAGUUUGUAGCUAGACAUGUCAGUCCCGAGCCAUGUGGAGACGCGUAAGUUCACCCGGGGGCUCGGUAAACCGGGCACGGCGGCGGAGCUGCGGCAGAGCGUGUCGGAGGCGGUCAGGACGUCGGUUUUAGUGGUGAAGCCGCGUGUGGUGGAGCCUCUGGACUAUGAGAGUGUGCUGGUGCAGAGGAAAACUCAGAUCCUCAGCGAUGGACUCAGGGACAUGCUGCAGUUUCCUCUGGAGGAUUUUCAGGUGUGUACACUGCCACGACAGAUCCGGACGUUCUACCCCUCCAUACCUCCACACGCACUGAGAGAGGCACAGAAUCUGUUUGUGCAAGAGUGCAUCAAGUCUUACAUCUCUGAUUGGCAUGUGGUCAACUACAAAUAUGAGGAUUAUUCCGGUGACUUCCGUCAGCUUGACAACAAAGUGUCCAGACCUGAUAAUUUAGCCCAGCAUGUUUUUGAGGUGGAUGAAGAUGUGGAUAAAGAUGAGGACACGGCCUCUCUGGGCUCCCAGAAGGGUGGUCUCAUUAAACAGGGCUGGCUACAUAAGGGCAACAUGAACAGCGCCAUCAGUGUCACCAUGAGGUCAUUCAAAAGAAGGUAUUUCCACCUGACACAGCUGGGCGAUGGGUCGUAUAAUCUCAACUUCUAUAAGGAUGAGAAGAUCAACAAAGAGCCCAAAGGAACCAUCUUCCUGGACUCCUGUAUGGGAGUGGUGCAGAACAAUCGUGUGCGGAGGUUUGCAUUCGAGCUGAAGAUGCAAGAUAAGAGUGGCUAUGUUCUGGCCGCUGACUCUGAGAGCGAGAUGGACGACUGGAUCAGCACCCUCAACAAAAUCCUCAACAGCAGCUUUGAGCUCGCCAUGCACGACAAGAGGAACGGAGACUUACACGAUGAUGAUGAACAGGCAAAAAGCGAUCACUCCUCUAGCAGUAUGGACAGUUUUCAGAGUGCCAGAGACAUCGAGAGCAAGAUGAGAAAUGAGACACGGCUAAAACUCUUUACACUGGACCCAGACUUACAGAAACUGGAUUUCUCCGGGAUCGAGCCAGAUGUGAAGCCCUUUGAGGAAAAGUUUGGAAAGCGAAUCUUGGUGAACUGUAACGACCUGUCCUUCAACCUGCAGAGCUGUGUAGCGGAAAAUGAAGAAGGGCCAACCACUAACGUCGAGCCUUUCUUCGUCUCUCUGUCAUUGUUUGAUAUUCAAAGUGGACGCAAGAUCUCCUCAGACUUCAAUGUGGAUAUGAACCAUCCGUCUGUGAAAGCGCUGCUGCCCCCGUCAGGAGCUCACAACAGCACCGCAGCGCCAGACAGUCCACAAGCAGCUCAACCGACAGCCAACAGCCUGACAGAGAGCGCCAUUCAGUUUCCACGACAGGGAGUGUUUUCUGUGACCUGUCCGCAGCCUGACAUCUUCUUGGUCGCUCGGAUAGAGAAGGUCUUACAGGGUGGAAUAGCACAUUGUGCCGAGCCUUAUAUGAGGAACUCAGACUCUGCUAAGGCUGCUCAGAAGGUUUUAAAGAACGCUAAGAUGGCCUGCAGCCGGCUGGGUCAGUACCGAAUGCCGUUUGCAUGGGCCGCUAGGCCGCUGUUUAAGGACGCCUCUGGGACGGUGGACAAGAGCGCUCGAUUCUCGGCUCUCUACCGACAGGACGGCAACAAGCUCUCCAACGAGGACAUGUUCAGACUGCUGGCAGACUUCAGGAAGCCAGAAAAGAUGGCCAAGUUGCCUGUGAUUCUGGGUAAUUUGGAUGUUACGGUCGAUAACGUCGCACCAGAUCUCACUAAUUGUGUCACGCCCUCCUAUCUUCCUCUUCGUCAGAAGGAAGUCGCAGCAGACUGGAGCAGGAUGGUGUUUGAGGUGGAGGAGUUUGUGCCGUCUAUCGCUAAAUGCUCCCAGCCUUUCACAAUUUACAACAAUCACCUGUAUGUGUAUCCACGCCAUCUCAAAUACGACAGCCAGAAGAGCUUCACCAAGGCCAGAAAUAUUGCUCUGUGUCUUGAAUUCAGAGAUUCGGAUGAAGAGGACGCUCUCCCACUGAAGUGUAUUUACGGGCGUCCAGGAGGGUCUAUGUUCUGUAAGAAAGCAUUUGCUCCCAUCUUACACCACCAGCAGAACCCAGAGUUUUAUGAAGAGUUUAAGAUAGAGUUGCCGGCUCAGCUGACGGACAGACAUCAUCUUCUGUUCACUCUCUAUCACAUCAGCUGUGACAGCAACAGCAAAGCCAGCACUAAGAGACGAGAACAGGUGGAGACACAAGUGGGUUAUGCGUGGCUCCCCUUGCUGAAGGAUGGCAGAGUCAUCAUGAAUGAACAGCAGGUGGCAGUGGCUGCAAACCUGCCUUCAGGUUACCUGAGUUACCAGGACAACAGCAGCAAGCACACUGGUCAAGAGGUGAAGUGGGUGGAUGGUGGGAGGCCGCUCCUCAAAGUCUCCACACAGCUGGUGUCCACUGUAUACACACAGGAUCAACAUCUGCAUAACUUCUUUCAUCACUGCCAGAGUAUUGAAUCCACAGGCCAGUCAGGAGGAGAACUGAUCAAAUACCUGAAGAGUCUGCAUGCCAUGGAGGCUCAUGUGAUGGUGAAGUUCCUCCCCACCAUACUGAACCAGCUGUUUCGUGUGCUCACCAUCUCCGGUCAGGAUGAUGUUGCUGUGAACGUCACCAGGGUGAUGAUUCAUGUCGUGGCUCAGUGUCAUGAGGAGGGUCUGGAGCAUCAUCUGCGUUCUUAUGUAAAGUACGUUUUGAAGGCUGAGACUAACUUAACCAAUGGUAAAACUGUCCAUGAGGACCUGGCAAAAGCCAUGACCACCAUCCUGAAACCCUCGACGGACUUCCUCACCAGCAACAAACUGCUGAAGUACUCCUGGUAUUUCUUUGAGGUUUUAGUCAAGUCUAUGGCUCAGUACCUGAUUGAGACAGGCAAGGCCAAGGUGUCUAGGAACCAGCGUUUCUCAGCUUCAUUCUAUCACUCUGUGGAGACCUUAGUGACAAUGCUGAUGCCUCAUAUAACACAGAAAUACAAAGACAACCUGGACGCGACACGAAACGCCAAUCACAGCCUUGCUGUCUUCAUCAAGCGCUGUUUUACCUUCAUGGACAGAGGGUUUGUCUUCAAGCAGAUCAACAACUACGUCAACUGCUUCAUGCCCGGAGACACAAAAACGCUGUAUGAGUUUAAGUUUGAGUUUCUGAAGGUGGUCUGUAAUCAUGAGCACUACGUUCCUCUCAAUCUGCCCAUGCCGUUCGGGAAGGGCCGAAUCCAGCGCUUUCAAGAUCUUCAGCUGGACUACUCUUUAACGGAUGAUUUCUGUAAGAAUCACUUUCUGGUGGGGCUGUUGCUAAGGGAGGUGGGCGGAGCUGUGCAGGAGUUCAGAGACAUCCGUCAGAUCGCUGUACAGGUGCUGAAGAACCUGAUGAUCAAACAUGCCUUUGAUGAUCGUUACUCCUCCAAGGGUCAGCAGGCUCGCUUGGCUACGCUUUACCUGCCUCUUUUCAGUCUGCUGCUGGAAAACGUCCACAGGCUCAACAUCAAAGAUGUGCUGCCUGUCACCAACCAGACUAACAUUAAUGGCCGUGAUGAUCAUGUCAUGAUGACACCUACAAAAAAUAUGGCCAGUCCAGUGGACAGCAGCCUGCAUAAAGAGGUGUUUGGAGUGAUUUCAGGAACAGCCUCUCCUCACACUCCGACCGUGAGCUCUGUACGGCACAAUGACUCACGCAGCUCUCUUAUCGGCACGGACUCUGGAAGCGGCCUAUCAGAGCGCAGCAUUGACAAGCCACACCCCCUAGACAAGUGUCAUGUCGCUGGGGUUCUGGGCAGCUCUUUGCUCCGCUGUGAUAAACUGGACCAAUCUGAAGUGAAGAACAUAUUAAUGUGCUUUCUGCACGUGUUAAAGAGCAUGUCUGAAGAUGCUCUGUUCAACUACUGGAAUAAAGCUUCACCCACAGACCUGAUGAACUUCUUCAGUCUGCUAGAAGUGUGUCUUCAUCAGUUCAGAUACAUGGGAAAGAGACACAUUACAAGGACUCUGGAGGGGUCAGGGCCGGUGGUUCACGAGCGCCGCUCUCAGACUCUUCCUGUGUCCCGCAGCAGGACAGGAGCUCUACAUAUGAGACUGCAGCAGCUCAACAGCCUGGACAACUCCUACACCUACAACCACAAUUACAGUCAUUCAGAUGCUGAUGUGUUGAAUCAGUCUCUGUUGGAAGGAAAUAUUGCCACAGAAGUUUGUCUAACAGUUCUGGACACACUGAGCAUCUUUAUCAUGGGCUUUAAGACUCAGCUGAGUUUGGAUCACGGCCACAAUCCCCUCAUGAAGAAAGUCUUUCAGGUUCAUCUCUGCUUCCUACAAAUCAACCAAUCAGAGACGGCCCUCAAACAGGUCUUCACUUCUCUUCGCACUUUCAUCUACAAGGUGAGUGUGACAAUAGAAACACAGUCACUCGUCCCCUUCCUUCUCCCACAGAACACAGCAUUCCCAUCUGAGGUGAAAGACUUGACCAAGAAGAUCCGCACUGUUCUGAUGGCCACGGCUCAGAUGAAGGAGCACGAGAGAGACCCCGAGAUGCUGGUGGACCUGCAGUACAGUCUGGCCAAAUCUUACGCCAGCACUCCUGAACUCCGCAAGACGUGGCUGGAUAGCAUGGCCCGUAUCCAUGUGAAGAAUGGAGACCUCUCUGAGGCAGCCAUGUGUUAUGUGCACGUAGCAGCGCUGGUGGCCGAGUACUUGAGGAGGAAAGGCACGUUUAAACAGGGCUGUACUGCAUUCAGAGUGGUCACACCAAACAUCGAUGAAGAAGCGUCCAUGAUGGAAGAUGUGGGGAUGCAGGAUGUUCACUUUAAUGAGGACGUCCUGAUGGAGCUUUUGGAAGAAUGUGCUGAUGGUUUAUGGAAAGCAGAGCGUUAUGAGCUCAUCUCUGACAUCUACAAACUCAUCAUUCCCAUUUAUGAGAAACGCAGAGAUUUUGAGAGACUGGCUCACCUCUAUGACACCCUGCACCGUGCCUACAGUAAGGUCACAGAGGUCAUGCACACGGGCAAGCGCUUGCUGGGAACGUAUUUCAGAGUAGCGUUCUUCGGUCAGGCAGCGGGGUUCUUCGAGGAUGAAGAUGGUAAAGAAUACAUAUAUAAGGAGCCCAAAUUCACCCCACUGUCUGAGAUCUCUCAAAGACUCCUUAAACUGUAUUCAGACAAGUUUGGAGCUGAGAAUGUCAAAAUGAUCCAGGAUUCUGGCAAGAUUAAUCCAAAAGAUCUGGACUCUAAAUACGCCUACAUCCAAGUGACUCAUGUCACCCCGUUCCUGGAGGAGAAGGAGCUGCUGGAGAGAAAAACAGACUUUGAGAGGAGCCACAACAUCCGUCGAUUCGUCUUUGAGAUGCCAUUCACCGUUUCAGGCAAAAAACAAGGUGGCGUGGAGGAACAGUGCAAACGCAGGACUAUCCUCACCGCCACACACUGUUUCCCGUAUGUGAAGAAGCGGAUCGCGGUGAUGUAUCAGCACCAUGUGGAUUUGAACCCCAUUGAGGUGGCUAUUGAUGAGAUGAGUAAGAAGGUGCUGGAGAUCAGACAGCUGUGUUCCUGCAGCGAUGUGGACAUGAUCCAGCUGCAGCUCAAACUACAGGGCAGCAUCAGUGUGCAGGUAAAUGCCGGGCCUCUUGCUUAUGCCAGAGCUUUCCUGGAUGACGCCAGCACUAAGAAAUACCCAGACAACAAAGUCAAACAGCUGAAAGAAGUUUUCUGGCAGUUUGUGGAGGCGUGUGGUCUUGGUUUAGGUGUUAAUGAGCGUCUGAUUAAAGAAGAUCAGCAGGAGUAUCAUGACGAGAUGAAGGCCAACUACAGAGAUCUCACUAAAGAGCUGUCUGCCAUUAUGCAUGAGCCUAUCAGUCCAGUGGAUGAUGGGAUGCGCAGUCCUCUUCCAGAUUCGCUGCACAUCUUCAAUGCCAUCAGCGGGACGCCCACUGCCGCCACUCUCCAGGGCCUGCCAAACUCCUCCUCAGUGGUGUGAACCUGACCCCUGCAGUGACCUUAUGACCUUUCGCCUUUCAUUUCACACCUCUCCCAGACCUCAUGAAAGGGGAUCUGUAUGUUCCUGCCUCAUCCAGGGGAUUUCACCUGCUGUUUCCUGUGGAGACUUAAUCAAAAACUCUAUUUUAUUUUGGCCAUUUGGCCAGUUUUAUUAAUAGCCGUAGUGAAGAGAGGGAGAAUGGGUCUGAAAAUGAUGCAAGCCAAAUUCAAUCUUGUAAGCACUGCAUUCAACGUGUGCUAACAUCCAGACUCUGACUCCAACGGUUUUUACAUAUUAUACAUAUCUGCAUCCUCUGCAUUAUUCUAUAUUGUUUUAUUUUGUAUUACUUGUUCAAGCUCAGAUUUUCAGUUUUUGACGUCUACUUGUUUUGCUGGCUCGCUGUCUGAGAGGCGUCUGACGUUGCCAUCGAGUUCAAACCGCCGUCAGCAUCAGACGGGUUUAAAGCUGUCAUAUGUGAGCCAUGAGUCCGUGAGUGUGUUUGUGCAGCAGACGCACAUUGAGUGGGCGUGGCAUUCGUGUGAGGAGGUCAGCGCUUUCACUGCAUGUGAUACACUGGAGGUGAGGCGGAGCUUGUGCAGACACAAAUGCUAAUGUUCAACAUUAUUAUCAAUUAUCAAAUAUUUUUAUACUGUGGGACAGCUGAAUGUGAUAUUGUUUUUUAUCUGUAUUUAACAGUCUCUACUCUGCUGUAUUUAAACUGGUAUUGUCCCUAAUGCUUUGAAUAAAAUCUCAUACA